AAUUCUAAGAGAGUUUUGAGUUCUAUUGUAUUAUGGAGGAUUUUAAAUCCUUAAGGAAAGUGAGAUCACGCCUCAGAACACUUCUUUUAUUCUUCUGUUAUUUAAUAUUUCUUAACGGGCAAUAUCAGUCUUGUGAUGUUUUCAUUGAAGCAAUCAAGCCUUACUUUGCUGGAGAUUGUCCGGCAUUUUUCCUCUGAAAGGAGAUGUGCCAAAGAUGCUCUUUGGCUGUGUCUUGAAACUGGUCUACGCUUGCUUCAUCCUUUUAUGCCAUUUCUUACUGAAGAAUUGUGGCAGCGCCUACCUGGCGCAAGGAACCUUGCAAGAAAAGAGUCCAUAAUGAUAUGUGAGUAUCCAUCACCUGUAGAGAGUUGGUCAGAUGACAGGGUUAAACAGGAUAUGGAUCUUGUAGAGUCAACUGUGAGAAGUCUCAGGGCAGAGCUGCUUGCCAAGCAGAAAAAUGAAAGGUUGCCUGCUUUUGCUUUGUGUCAAACUGAUGCUGUCGCUGAAACCAUUAGAAGUCACAAAUUAGAGAUCUUAACUCUAGCCACUCUAUCAUCUUUAGAGGUUCUCCUUGGUGGAAGAGAUGCUGCACCAGAUGGGUGUUCGCUUGUGAAUGUAAAUGAAAACCUUGUGGUUUUUUUCAAGGUUCAUGGAACUCUAAACAGGAGAGUGGAAGUUGAACAGGGAAAAAUUAAGGUCCUGUUUGCUACCACAGAUGAAAUUCGGCAUAGAGUGGUUUGUGAAUUGUGGCUGUUGAAAAAAAUUAAGGACAUUUUGUACAUCGUAAUCAAAGAUUUGAGAAUGGUGGGUGAGGCAUUUUGAAAAGAAGAG
This is a messenger RNA of Rubroshorea leprosula, 831 nucleotides long. NCBI's taxonomy places the organism in Eukaryota, Viridiplantae, Streptophyta, Magnoliopsida, Malvales, Dipterocarpaceae. The record is from the annotation of a GenBank genome assembly.